Molecule: messenger RNA, 1545 nt
Organism: Akanthomyces muscarius
Lineage: Eukaryota; Fungi; Ascomycota; Sordariomycetes; Hypocreales; Cordycipitaceae
Exons: 5
Coding region: 1-1545 (514 amino acids)
Biological process (GO): regulation of DNA-templated transcription
Molecular function (GO): zinc ion binding; DNA-binding transcription factor activity, RNA polymerase II-specific
Source: RefSeq, a predicted model, not a curated record
AUGAGCUCCGUCGCGUCGACAUCGUCAUCGGCGUUCUCCAGCCCUGCGAGAACGUCAGCGACUAGUCGCUCAGUGACACCGGAGCAGCCUCGCAAGAAGAAAUGGGCACCCAAAAGCAAAACAGGAUGUUUGACUUGUCGCGCGCGCAGGGUCAAGUGCGAUGAAGCCAAGCCCGCUUGCAACAAGUGCGUCUCAGGUCGACGGACGUGCCAGGGCUAUGAGGACCCUUUCGUGGCGUCUAACACGCAGCGCCCUGCCAAGAAGGAAGGAACGGCGACUGGUCGGCGCAAACCCUCGGAUGCGCUCAAAGAGCGUCAGAUAUGCCCUGCCUCGCGGCAGUCGUCCGUCAAGGCAGCCAAUCCAUUUCGGGUGCAGACCCUGGAGCCUUUUGAGUGCGACUUUGCGCAAUGCGCCAAAUACUAUUAUGAGGUUGUCCAUCCUGUCGCAUUCAGCAACAUUGACAACGACAAGCAUGCCAAGAUGGCGGUAGUCUGCAUCCAGAAUAUUAACCGGCCUCGUUUCAUUAUACACGCCACGGCCGAGUACCUUAACCGUCUGUCGCGGGCGCACAGCGCGCUGCCCAAUCCGUCUGCACUCCCGGCGGCGCGGAAUCAGUGGAACAAGUUCCAUCAAUAUGCCUUGGAGGUCCUGCAAGAUGUCAACUGCAACAUUGAACUGCAGAAUCCGACGCCGCUUAGUAUGUCUACUGUGUUGGUGCGAAUAUUCUCUCUCAUCAAUGCUGAGUUGUACACCCUGGGUCCCUCUUGGCGCGCUCACAUCAUUGGCUUUCUUGCCUUUAUAAAAAUGAAAUGGAAGCUGGGGACUAUUUUGAAAACUGGGUUGACCGUAACCUCAACCACAUGGGUGAUAACCAACGCCGUCAUCGUCAACACAACAAGCCCACCGGAUCACCAAAUUAUGCCCAUCUACGACUUUUCACUCGAAGAAAUAGAGGCAGUCUUUAGUCGCCAAUUCUACAGCGAGUUACCCUGCCCAAGCGCCCUCUUCCUCUGCAUGCACCGCAUCAGCAAGUUACGAAUGAGACUCGCCAGCGGAGAGUCGAGGACCGUCAUUCAACCUCUUGGCCAGGCUAUUCUCGAUGAAAUCGAAACUUUUAGCGUGAAAACCUGGACAGAACCAUAUGGCGUGCCCGACAAACCUGUCAUCCCCGUCCUCGCGCGGGCGUACCGUGCUGCCGUGCGGCUGUACGCCAUCAUGACCCUACCGGCGUGCGUGUCGGCCGCGACGAGCAAGACGUACAGCAAGACACCAGCGCGCGACGAGCUCAUGUCGCUCAUACGCGAGGCACUGCCGCUGCUGGAAGCCAAAUUGGCUCUGCAUUGGUGCCUGCCCGUCGCCGGCGUCGCGUUGGCGGACGGACCGGCCGAGGACCAGGAGCUCAUCGAGUACAUAUUCAUGGGGUUGAAACAAGACAUGGAGUUCUACCUCCCUUUUCACAUUAGAGAUACACUGAAGCGCUUUUGGGCAUCGGGUUCUACGGCAUGGGACGACUGCUGGACGGAACCCUUUCCACCGCUUUGUUAA